Messenger RNA from Hippocampus comes (tiger tail seahorse), 670 nucleotides. Its product is annotated as DNA-3-methyladenine glycosylase-like. The coding region runs from base 136 to 540 and encodes 134 amino acids. The record is from RefSeq and is a predicted model, not a curated record. Gene Ontology annotation, biological process: base-excision repair. NCBI's taxonomy places the organism in Eukaryota, Metazoa, Chordata, Actinopteri, Syngnathiformes, Syngnathidae. Gene Ontology annotation, molecular function: alkylbase DNA N-glycosylase activity; DNA binding. The transcript has a single exon.
UAUUGUGGUGUUCAACUGGAGUGGAGGAGCUUCAUUUUGUCAGGCCAUAGCUUUGUCUAAUUGAAAAAAAAAAUGCCUUGCCACCACCUUUUGGCAUUUCUAGGCAAUUAUAGACUUUUUUUUUGUGGGUAACAUAUGGUCUCGUCUCUCACAGGAGACGGCGCCGCCGUGCUGCUGCGCUCGCUGGAGCCGCUGCAGGGCCAUGCCGUCAUGAGGCAGCUGAGGGCUGCCAGACGCAAAAACGGAGCUCGGCCCCUCAAAGACAAGGAGUUGUGCAACGGCCCCUCCAAGCUGUGCCAGGCUUUGGAUGUCCCGCGCUGCUUUGACCGCCGGGAUCUAGCUUCUGACCCGGAGGUGUGGCUAGAGGAUGUGGAUCCCGCCAUGGGAGACGCCCGCCACGAUAUCGUGGUGGAGGCGCCGCGCAUUGGCAUCGAGUCCCAUGGGGAAUGGGCCAAGAAGCCUCUGCGGUUUUACCUCCAAGGGAACGCUUGUGUUAGCGUGCUGGACAAAGCGGCUGAAAGACGAGAAAAUGCCCUUUGAAACUAUGUAACUACAUAAAUCGAUUAAAGUAUUGAGACACAGACGCUGAAUCAAUUCAAUCGCUCAACUUAUUUUUGCUGUCUGGCUGUUUUCCGUGCAUAUUUUACAUGAAAAAAAAAAUCAUGGCCUA